UCUAGCUAGGCUAUAACUCCUUCAGCAGUUAAAACAUACUGAGCUGUGUUCUCUGCGGACUCUUGAGACGUCCAGGUCAGGUUACUAUCGGAAUCCUCUGCAUUCCUGUAUAGGACAGUACACAAGGCUCCCACGACCCACUGCAAUCAACACUCCAUCGGUACACCACUGACAGCGUGUUGCACCUACAACUGUUGCUAUCUCGCAGACAUACUUCAUCGGAAUACCUGCUGGUCUGGUAAUCGCCGUAUAGCGGAGCGUGAACUCAAUCGCCGCGAGAUGCCAACUUUCGCAGAGCUACGUAAUAAGGCCUCUAAGGUGGCCGAUGCAGGAGCCUCGAGAGUCAGGAAUACCCGAGACCACAUGUCUAGCCAGCCCAGCAAGAACAUCAACUGGGAUGCGCAGAUCAAGCCCAGGCCUCCCCCGCCGCCGAAACCUCCCGUACCUCCCCCGCCGCCGUCACGGGCUUCAUCUGCCAGCACCGGAUUGGCCGGCUCUCCGGGCCAAGGAAAGCCUCCUCCCCCGCCUGUACCAUCGCGGAGAGCCGGGACCUCUGCCUCGCCGGCGCCCUCUUUCAGCAAGUCAAUUAGCUCUACGAGCAAUAAAAGUCUGGUUUCUCCUUUGCCUAACGGCCCGCCUCCUGCCAUUCGCCGUGAUACUCGUCCAGACCUACCGUCCUCGUCUCCGUCUCCGCCAGUGCCGGCACCUAUUGCCCGUCCUCCCCCACCGCCGUCUAGAGGUGUUAUCUCAGUACCUCAAGUUGUGACGCAGAAUGAAGACGCGGAGAUCGACCAUAUUGACUGGGAAAACCUGUCUCCUGAGGACAAGGAGGCCUUCUUCAGUUGGCUGGACGAGUUCUUCGCACGGUACCUCAAUGUCUCUAUCUCUCCUAGGGCUCCGGUGGAGACGGUGAAGCACAUCCCUCCAGGUGGCCGGACACCAUCUCCUAUGACUGGCCCUCCGUCGGUACCCAGAUCGUCUCGUCCACAAACACCGCCACGACCCGGGUCUGAUAGCGGGGCCUUGACAUCCUAUCCGCCGCCCACGGAGCACGGUUCCGCAGCGGCGGACCUCGCGCACUACUUCUCUUCAUCCGCCCACUGGCCCUCCGCCUGGUACGCGUCCGACGACACUCGCCCCCCGCCCCUUCGCAACAACGGCCAGACUAUGUGGACAGGCCGCUGGAGGUCGGACGGCAGCACGAAGACUGUAGAGGGCAGCGUGAUCUUCAGCGACCUCAGCAUGUGCUGGUACUCCGUCACCUGGCCGCAGAACGCCCCGCCCACUCACGACGCGAACGACGCGCGCACCGUCAGCCGCACCGCACGGUACCUUCCGCGCCCGAACCCGUGGACGAAGGAGCAGCUCGUGGACGCGCACGAGACGUAUGGCGAGACGAUCGCGGGCUACGCGGAGAGCUACGAGGGCACAGGCGUGCCCUGCGCGCGCGGCGAGUGCUGGGACCUCGCGAACGAGGCGAUCAAGUACUUCGAGCAGUACGACUACGUGCCGAAGCCCGUCCCGAGCAUCUCGCGCACGCACGGGCACCUCAUCUUCGAGGGGAAGGCGUCCGAGAAGGGGCGCAACCAGGCCGGGCGCUGGCGCGGGGGCGACGACCGCGUGCGGCGGGGCGACAUCAUCGAAUGGCGCAGCGCGCGCGUCGGGAUGGGGCCACACGGGUGGUCGACCCUGGGUAACCCGGAGCAUACUGCGGUGAUCGUGAGCGACUGCGUGCCGAGGACGAGCGUCGCCGACGGGAAGGCGGUCAGACCGGCGGAGGUGGGGGUGAUUGAGGUCGUUGAGCAGAGUGUGGGGAGCCCGCCUGCGCGCAAGAGCUAUGACCUGGCCAACUUCGAGGAGGGAGAGGUGUGGAUAUACCGGCCGGUAGGGAUGGAGGCGUAUGUGGGCGCGCUGCUGACACCCACGUGUCCGGAAGGUGUCGAUGCUCUAAGUCUGUAGUUGUUUAUACGGGCGGUGAGAACUGGGACCAUGGUGGUGGGAUGUAUAUGGCACUGUGAGGCUCGUGUUGUCUUUGGUGUGGAAGCAUUGAUGUCUUGAGUGGUAUGCACGGGACAGAGACGUUCAACAGGUACGUUCAUGUUCAGUACUGUCAAGAAAGCAGGGAUGGUAUAGCUAUCGUUCCCCUCGGAUGAGUGUGAUCGUCCAUUUCCAGCACUUCCGUUCUCAAACUUGGUAACGGGAAUCAUGGAUUGUGGUUAGGCCCAAAGCAGGAAAUUUCGCAGCAUCCGAGCUUCAAAGAUCGUGAUACAUUUAUUUGAACCCCUUGCGCUCCCACACGAGCAGUGUGGAUUUAUGUAUAUAUGCGCUGCGCAUAUUCAACAGGGAUCCUCAACCCCUAGACCAUAGCAGCACCAAGCACCACACCUGCAACGACGACCGCCAUUGAGGAGAUCGUCGCGACGCCAAUCCGUCCGGCGCCGUUUCCUUUCCCGGAGACCGAUAGACCAGACGUGACCGUCACCACCGUGGAGAGCGUCGAGUGCGCGAAGUCUGCAACCACCGUGCAGACGCCGUGGCCUUUCUCGAGGGUGCAGCCCUCGCUGACCGUCUCCGUCUGGCCUGCGACGGUGAGCACUUCGACGAACUGCGCGUCAGAUGGGCCUUCGACGAGAGUGGCUGCAGGACGAUGCUGAUCAGUUCGCUGCUCAAACAACAACAUGGCAGGCUCUCUAAUAGAGACUCGAGAGCCAGGACGUUAUCUGAGAGACGGCUGUUGACAGCAUACCUGCAGCGGUGAUGGUCGUGUCCGGCGCCGUAGCGGUGAGAGCGAUCGCAGUGGCGAGUUCGAAACCGAUCGAGUAGGUGAUAUGCCCGUCGGAGUUCGUGCCCACGGCGACUGCUGUAGCGCUCUCUACGCCAUUGGUCUGCCCAGGAGGUAUAUAUGUUACUUCGGUCGCUGAGGAGGCGUAGGAGCCGCACAGCGCGGACAAGACGACGAGGGCGGGGACCAGCUUGGAGAACAUA
Dichomitus squalens LYAD-421 SS1 is the source of this 2985-nucleotide messenger RNA. RefSeq lists its product as uncharacterized. The transcript has 6 exons. The coding region runs from base 949 to 1959 and encodes 336 amino acids. The record is from RefSeq and is a predicted model, not a curated record. Lineage: Eukaryota; Fungi; Basidiomycota; Agaricomycetes; Polyporales; Polyporaceae.